CUUCUCCUCCUUCUCCUCCUUCUCCUCCUUCUCCUCCUUCUCCUCCUUCUCCUCCUUCUCCUAUGGCCCGGAAAACAGUUAGCAGGAAGCGGAAAGCGGCGACGGCUGCCGCCGGGGGGCUCCAAGGGGAGCAGUAUGGGUGGGAUCACUCAGUUCACAAAAGGAAAAGACUCCCCCGGGUGAAAAGGUCUGUGGUGUACUACCUGAAAGGUAGAGAGGUCAGGAUGCAGAAUGAGUCCAGUUAUCACCGCUUGUUACAUGGAUAUGCAGCCCAGCAGCUUCCCAGCCUCUUGAAGGAGAGAGAAUUUCACCUUGGAAUCCUUAAUAAAGUAUUUGCCUCCCAGUGGCUGAACCACCGGCAAGUGGUGUGUGGGACAAAAUGCAACACAUUAUUUGUAAUAGAUGUCCAGACUGGUCAAAUUACCAAGAUUCCUAUUCUGAAAGAUCGUGAACCUGGCAUGGUGAACCAGCAGGGAUGUGGUAUUCAUGCCAUUGAGCUCAACCCCUCAAGGACCUUUCUGGCUACAGGUGGAGACAACCCCAACAGUCUUGCAAUUUAUCGUCUGCCUACACUUGAUCCUGUGUGUGUGGGAGAUGAUGGACAUAAAGACUGGAUAUUUUCAAUCGCAUGGAUAAGUGAUACUAUGGCUGUUUCUGGUUCGCGGGAUGGUUCGAUGGGUCUCUGGGAAGUCACAGAGGAUGUGUUGUCCAAAAGUGAUGCCAGGCAUAAUCUCUCUCAAGUUCCUGUCUAUGCCCACAUAACACACAGGGCUCUGAAAGAUAUUCCUAAGGAGAACACCAAUCCUGACAACUGCAAAGUCCGAGCAUUGGCUUUCAACAAUAAGAACAAGGAGCUGGGAGCUGUGUCCUUGGAUGGGUAUUUUCAUCUUUGGAAAGCAGAACACACACUAUCAAAGUUACUUUCCACAAAGUUGCCAUACUGCAGGGAAAAUGUGUGUUUGGCUUAUGGUCAGGAGUGGUCAGUGUAUGCAGUAGGAUCACAGGCACAUGUCUCCUUUCUGGAUCCAAGGCAGCCUUCUCACAAUGUUAAAUCCGUCUGUUCCAAAGAACGAGGCAGUGGUAUUCGAUCGGUGAGCUUCUAUGAGCACAUCAUCACAGUGGGAACCGGGCAAGGUUCCUUAUUGUUUUAUGAUAUCCGAGCCCAGAGGUUCCUGGAUGAAAAGCCCCCAUGUGCCUGCCAUGGACAGAAGCAGAAAUUAGGAGGAAGUGAAAUUUUAAAGUUGACUACUGGGAAAGGUUGGCUGAAUCACGAUGAAACCUGGAGAAAUUAUUUUUCUGACAUACAUUUCUUCCCAAAUGCUGUUUAUACCCACUGCUACGACUCAUCUGGAACGAAACUCUUUGUGGCAGGAGGCCCCCUUCCAUCAGGACUUCAUGGGAAUUAUGCUGGUCUCUGGAGCUAAUGAUAACUCUUCAUAAAUGCUGACUUUGACACAGAUUUCCACUUUACCAUUUUAAAAACAAAAUUGUGUGAUGCUCUUGACUUCUGGUUGAAAUGCAAGUUAUUUUUUGGCAGUUUUCUGUUGGUCUCCAACAGUCUUGUACAUCUUUUUGAACCAUUAUUUUUGCUUUAAUCUCCUUGAUCUUUUAUAUGAAGGGUUUUUUAAAUCCUUUUUUUAUUGUAUUUACUCCAAAUUACUCUUCCCCCACAUUUAGGCUGUCUUGGCCAUGUGCCUCCUCCUCUUUGCUGUGACAUAGGUUUCCUUUCUUGUGGCAUGGUUGCUUCUGGACUUUCUGUGAAAGUCUAGGAGCUGUGUGUCUUCAGAUAUUUUGUGUUAGUUCCAUUACUCGGAGUGAGGACUACUUGUAAUUUAAAAAUAUUUGUAAGAGAUAAAGUAGUAGCUUAUCUGUAGAGCCUGGCCCUAGUCUGGGUUAAUCUUAUUUUUUAAAAGUACAAGUCUAAUGACAAUGUUUAUACAUAGAGGAGUAUAGUAAUUUUAAUAUGUUCUCAUUGGAACCCAGGGACAGAUUCCCCUGGGGUAUUGCCCAUCAAGCCCAAAGUGCAGGAGUCUUCAAAAAUGCAUUUGUAUUUGAAUUGUAGUUUUCAGCAGUUCCCAUAGAAAAUUUAUCCACUGUUCCUUUUCUGCUUCUCCCAGGUAUCAGCUUGCACAACUGGAGUUUGUAUAGGCUGUUCUGCAGUGUGGCUAUUGCAGGAUGAUAUUACAUUGAGGGUCUACAGAGCUGCUGAGAGGAAAUGGGGACUAUGGACAUGAGUGUUCUUGUCCUUCAAAAUGAACUAAAUCUAUCAAUUUUCCAGAUGAGUAAAGAUUACUUAGUAUGCUGCUGUGGUAGCUCAUGGGUUCUUCAUAAACUGCCUAAAACCCAGGACCUCUUUUUUCCCAGGUUGUGGAAACUUUUCUCAUUUUAGUUGUUCUGGUUAGCCAUCUCCUCUAAUAUGCCAAUGGAAUAAAUAAACUGGAUUGUUUUUCCUCCGAGGUUAAAGAGUGCAUCUUGGACUUGUCUAAUGCAAGCUGAAAGCUUUCCAUGUAGCAAGAUAACUUGCUGUUAGCUCACAUUGAGCUAGCAGCAUCUGUUGUUAUUGAGAAACCGCUCAGACUAUUCAGCCUAGUCUUCAUAAAAGUAUGGCAAACGUCGUUUAUUUCUAUCUUUAGCACACUUUUAUAGGGUUUGACAGGGUCCACAGGCUUAGCAAGUUACUAUUGGCUAAUACACAUAGGUUUACAUUUUUUCUCUCAUACACAAAGAUAUUGUUUUGCUUCAUUCUCUCUGCUUCAGGAGAGUUUCAAGGACAUUGGUCUUUAAUAUCACCACUUAUACCAAAGCCUGGUUUGUGCAGACAGGCUUUUACUAAAAUAUAAAAUAUUUCCUACAUGUCAUCUUGUUUGCUGUAGGAGAGGCUCAGGUUUUCCUCGAAUCCUCUGCUGUCUUCUGCAAUCAAACUCCCACAAACUUCAUGUGGGACUGGGUGGGGGAAUAGGUCAAACGUCCAGAUACAGCCAUGAAGUGUGUGCCUUCCAGGGUGGUGGUCUUACCUAAUACUCAUUAAAAUGCAGGACUCAAAGGUGCUCCUCCUAGCCUUUUGGCAGGCACCAAGCUUGGGUUGUUACUGACACCUCUGUCCUCUGCUGGAAUAAAUGCCUUUCCCAUGCCCUUGUCACCAGUGGAGCAGAGUAUGCCUGUAUCUCACUACUUUGGUGCCAAAUAGGUAGUUAGCUGUGCUGGUUUUUCAUUGAUUGACAUUUGGGGAAGAAGUAAGAAACUACUUACAGAAGUGAUUUUUUUUGAGAGAAGCUGUUGGGAGAUUCUUCUGUGCCUGGGAAAGGCUAAUAGAUGUCUAGUUCUGGGGACUGACAACAUUUUAAACUAUUUAGAAAUUAGAUCCGCCUCUGUGAGAUCUACAUUUUAAAAACAGCAGGCCUGGCAAAUUCUUUUUUCUUGGCUUUUGGUCUCAGAAGGUAACUGAGCUCUGGUGGGGCCAGCCCUCCUCUCUCAUGGCCUGGAGGGGGGGGGGGGCGGGGGCGAGUCAGACCCCAGUGGCUCUCGGGCAGGGGACAGGAGGUUGGGGGAGCCCUGGCCACAGGAUGGGCCAAGCCACAGCUGCUAACAUCUUGCUGACACUAAGCCUUCCCUGGCUUGUACUGACGGCUCUAGGACAAAGUAAGACUGCUCGCCCCUCCCUCCCCAGUGGCUGCCGGGUAGAGGGAGGGGCCCAGCGAGGCCUGAAAUCCAUCACCAUGAUAUUAACACUUUCACUACACAGAUGAGACCUGCAGACCUUAAUCUUCUCUCCAGGGAGAUAAAAAGAGCGAUGACACCAAAGUCAGUAAAAAAAGAGUCAAGGCUCAGAUAGAAGGAGAAUAAGGAGAUGCCCUAAUGGGGCUGAAAGCUCUUUUAGUAGUACCAUGGAGAUAAACAAUGAUACACUGAAAUAUUUCCUUUAAUUCAUGAGACAGUAUGUGGGGAUGAAGUAUUCAAACUGUAGAUGUGAGCAAAGGCAUCCACUGAUAAAGCCAAGCAGAUGUUGAAGUAACUGUGAUCCCAUGAAAAGCUUAGAUAUAGAGAGAGAUGAGAGUGAUGACGACCUUUUGCCCCCAGGGAGAGAAGAAAACCUCUGUUCCCAGAGAUGAAGAUGAUCGCAGAGACAGAUGAAGAGAACCUUUGCCUUUAAACAACUCAUCCUUAAAAUAAUACCCCAUGAGUUCAUAGCCCAUGGACACAACUAUAAAAGGGCUGUGAAAAUAGGAAGAAUUUCACGAUAGCAUAACUUUUCCCAGGCAGCUGCUGUUCAUAGAAAUGAAAAACCACAAGAGAACUGUUUCUUGUAGAGAAGUUUCCAUGACAUGGCAAGAAAAAACUCCUCCCUACAAAAACUAAUGAAAGACUAUUGUAUAGUUGGUAACUGAUUUAACAUCCCAGGUUUUGUCUCUACAUUGUCAGUUGAGAAAGGAAAGAAGUUAGUCAGGGAGAGUAAAAGUGUUCUGGAAGUUUUAUUCUAAUUCUCCUUAUUCUUUUAGUUCUAUUUAUAAAGUUUUUUUAUAACUUUUGAAGUUUAAGCCUGUUUUUCUCUUCUCCUAAUCCAUAUCUCACAACAAAACAUAAGUGCACUAGUAAUUUUUAGGCAGCACUAAACCCACCACAUUAUUUAGUACAUUAGCCAAGAAACCUAAAUUAGCAAAUCUAAACCACUACAUUGGCUGAAGAUGAGAAGAAUGACAAAGCUGUGACAUGCUUUGUUCUGUGUCUGCUAGAGAUCACAGCCACCACUGUAAAGUAGCUCUAGUCCCAUAUGCAGUUCCUGCCAGAUUGCGUAGAGCUAGUCCGCAUGUGUCUUUGCGGUCCCUCUCAUCUUUGUACUAUAUAUCUUCAUCAGUAAUGCCAAGCAGUGAGACUUGGACUUAAUUUCUGGUUGGUAGUGGACACUUGGAUGAAAAUCCUACAAGGAAUACAGUUCCCUCCCAUCCUGGUGAAAAUCCUGUUAAGCGGUCUCCCAGACAUGCACCUGUCUUAGAAGUAUAAUUUACUCGCACUGAGCACUGACAUGCAUAAUUCACAAACAGAUCUUUUUGUGGUGUGUCCUGGGGUGACUUUAUGAUAUUGGUAUUCCCAAUCUCCUGCUUUAUAUAUAUAUCAAGUUCUGCACCUUUAAGGUAAGCUUUGGGAGCUAGGGAAGUUGAAACUGCUGGAGGCUGAUGGGAGUUUUUUCUCCUGACCAAUUACUAGCCAUUUCUGAGAACCGGCAGUGAUUUUGACCACUGAAAAGUGAGAUCAACCUGUGAACACCUACUUUAAGAUGUGAGUCCGGGAAUCUCUUGUUCUCUUUGGUUUCUGGCUUCUGAAAAGGUAACAGGCUUCGGCUCGGCGUACUCCUUCCCCUCCCCCCCCACCAGGCUGGACAAGGCCGUGGAGGGUGGGGGGGAGAAAAGCAGAGCCGGCAGGCCUGACUCAGUUUGCAGUUUCUGCCGCUGAACUGAAACCUGACACCAUGAACAUCUGCAGCUUGAGCAAGACUUUAACUCUUUCAGUACCCGGAUGAGACUUGCAGAUUAAUCCUUUUUUUCCCAGAGAGAGAGGAAGAGAGAGAGGGAGUGAUCAACAUGUAAGGAGACACCCUAAAACCAUCAAAGACAGUGAAGAAAGGAAUUAAGUUUUAGAUGGGAAAGAGAGAAUAAGGAGAUGCUUUAAUAAGCUGAAAUAUUUUUCUGUUAAAGCUAUGGAGAUGGACAAUAGUGUUCUGAAAAAAUCUCCUUUAAUUCAUGACAGAGUAUAUUGGGAGGAAUGGAGCGUUCAAAGUGUGGAUUUUGAGCAAAUGGUAAAGUGGUUGUGAUACUGUGAGAUGCUGGAACAGAGGGGGAGAAGUAACAGUUGAAGAUUUGUGGCCGUUAAGAGGCAAAGAGAAAACUUCUGUUUCCAGAGGGGCUCACAAAAACAGAUGAAGAGAACUUUUGCUUUUUAAUAACUCAUCCUUAAAAAUGACAUCCCUAGACUCAUUUGACCCAUAACACACCUCAGAGUGAUGUGAAAUGGGUGGAGUAAACUGAUGGCAGAAUUUCCGGGCAGCUGGCAUCAGAGAAAUAGAAAGCUAUUAAAGAAAUAGCUUUCUUGUGAGUAACUCCAUAGAUUAGCAGAAGAAGACUUCCAUUUCUCUACAAAGACUGAUGAAAGGAUUAUAGCAAGAAUUGAGACUGUUUUAAACACCAAAGUUUUUUCUGUCUCUAUGUUGUAAUGUGAACAAGGGAAUGGUUGGGUAGUGGGGGAGAAAAGGGUUGUUCUGGAGGUUUUAUUCUGGUUUCUUAUUCUUGUAGUUUUUGUUAAU
Molecule: messenger RNA, 6295 nt
Organism: Poecile atricapillus (Black-capped chickadee)
Lineage: Eukaryota; Metazoa; Chordata; Aves; Passeriformes; Paridae
Product: DDB1- and CUL4-associated factor 12-like
Exons: 9
Coding region: 63-1424 (453 amino acids)
Cellular component (GO): Cul4-RING E3 ubiquitin ligase complex
Molecular function (GO): protein binding
Source: RefSeq, a predicted model, not a curated record